Messenger RNA from Xiphophorus maculatus (southern platyfish), 3219 nucleotides. RefSeq lists its product as uncharacterized. The transcript has 17 exons. Gene Ontology annotation, cellular component: extracellular region. Bases 12 to 2735 code for a protein of 907 amino acids. NCBI's taxonomy places the organism in Eukaryota, Metazoa, Chordata, Actinopteri, Cyprinodontiformes, Poeciliidae. Gene Ontology annotation, biological process: proteolysis. Gene Ontology annotation, molecular function: serine-type endopeptidase activity; calcium ion binding. The record is from RefSeq and is a predicted model, not a curated record.
UUAAAACAAGCAUGGCGUCCAUCAGCAGACAAACGAAGAGCGUCUUCUUCUUCCUCCUCAUAACCGCCGCUCUCCCAGCAUGCACUGGGACCCCAGGAGGAGGAACGUUUGUGUCCCGACAUGAAGCCACUGGUUUCCUGCAGCGAACUCGAAGGGCCAACUCUUUCCUGGAGGAGCUGAGGAACGGAAACCUGGAGCGGGAAUGUUACGAGGAGAAAUGUUCCUACGAGGAGGCCAGAGAGAUCUUCCCGCAGGCGCAGCAGCUGGAAAACUUCUGGAGGACCUACACAGCGCCGAACCUCUGCCUGUCGUCUCCCUGUCAGAACGGGGCGACCUGCACCCGCCACCUCAACACCUUCACCUGUAAAUGUGCCGCCGGUUUCCACGGGUCCAAAUGUGACAAAGUCCGAACGACCUCAACCAGGUGUCGCUAUAGAAACGGCGGAUGCGAGCAUUUCUGCAGGGAGAAUCCGGAUCGCUCGCGGUUCUGUUUCUGCGCUCCGGGAUACGGUCUGGACCAGGACAACAGCACCUGUCUGCCCAAAGAUCCAGUCGUCUGUGGAAGACCGCUGGUCAAUUUUGCCCCCCGGGUUGUUAGAGGGCAGGCCUGCCCCAAAGGUCACUGUCCAUGGCAGGUUGCGUUGUACGAACACAACAGGUUCAGCUGCGGCGCCAUCAUCCUGUCAGACGUGUGGAUUCUAACCGCAGCGCACUGCGUCUGGCGCAAACCUUCUGCCAUCCUCCACAUCUACGUAGGCAAACAUGACCUGGAGAGACCAGAGAAGACGGAGCAGCGUCAGCGAGUGCUGAACAUCACCAUCCACCCGGACUACGACCCCCUGACCACCGACAGCGACCUGGCCCUGCUGAAGCUGCACCGCCCGGUCAAACUGGGCCUCCACGUCAUUCCCAUCUGCCUCCCGGCUCGGAACAGCACCUUCGCCUGGACGCUGUACAACGUCCGCCAGGCCACCGUGUCCGGAUGGGGCCGCCUGGUGGAGGCCGGCCCCAUCGCCCGCUACCUGCAGUGGCUGGUGCUGCCCAGGGUGCCGCUGCAGGAGUGCCGCCUCCACACCCAGCUCAACAUCACCAAGAACAUGUUCUGCGCGGGGCACCGGCGGGGCGGGCAGGACGCCUGCGAAGGCGACAGCGGCGGCCCGCUGGUGGCGAAGUACAGGAAGACCUGGUUCCUGUCGGGCGUGGUGAGCUGGGGGAAGGGCUGCGCCAAGGAGAACAUGUACGGCGUCUACGCCAAAGUCACCAACUUCCUGGACUGGAUCGAAACUGUGAUGGCUACCGUACCACUAGAGGGAGCUCCAGGGCUCCUGCUAGGAACCUCAGGUCCAACUGAACCAAAGAAGAGCGAUGGUAGCGUUCUGAUGAAAUCAACCAUGUUACUCAGGGUCUUCGUCAUCUUCGUCUUCAUCCUCCAGGACUCCCAGCCGGCUUCAGUCUUUCUGGAGCGACAGCAGGCUAACGGCGUCCUGGUCCGGACUCGCCGGUUCAACUCCGGCUGGUUUGAGGAGCUGAAAGUGGGAAAUCUGGAGAGGGAGUGUUUGGAGGAGAAAUGUAGCUUCGAGGAGGCCAGAGAAGUGUUUGAGCACGACGAGAUGACGAACGAGUUCUGGAAACGGUACUCCAUCCCUGACAGAUGUACGCCGGGUCCCUGUCAGAACGGAGGGACCUGCAUCAAUAACGAAGAGUCCUACACCUGCUUAUGUCUUCCUCAGUUCAUGGGACUCAACUGUGAGUUCGAGCAGCAGACGGAGUCGGACAGUUGUCUGCUGGAGAACGGAGGCUGUGAUCAUUUCUGCGAUGAAGACGCGUUUGGACGAAGGCUAGCAUGUUCAUGUGCUGAUGGUCACAAACUGGACACAGAUGGACGGAGCUGCAUCUCUAAAGCACCAAUAGCGUGCGGCACGGUCCCCGUCCUACAGAAAGUAACCAAAGACAUGCAUCUGCUGAGGAUUGUGGGGGGAACCGAAUGUCCGAAAGGUGAAUGCCCCUGGAUGGUUUUGCUGACGUACAAAGGCAAAGGUUUCUGUGGAGGAGUGAUUUACAAACCGACAUGGAUCCUCACAGCAUCUCACUGCCUGGAGAACACCAACCCACAGUUCCUGAAAGUGGUUGCAGGUGAACACGACAUCUUGGUCAACGAGUCCACUGAACAGGUCAUCCAAGUUGUAGAGAUCAUCAUGCACGAGAAUUACAUGACCAGUACCGUUGACAACGACAUCGGCCUCCUACGCUUAGCGUCUCCCAUAGUUUACUCGCCGUACGCGGUCCCGAUCUGCCUGCCGACUCGGCCGCUGGCUGAACGUGACCUCUGGGCGGUGGACCUGCACACGGUGAGCGGCUGGGGCAGGCGGGGCGAGAACGGGCCCACCUCCGACGUGCUCAGGCGUACCAAGGUGCCCCGCAUCCGGAAGCAGACCUGCAUGGAGCAGAGCGGCGUGCUGCUCACCGAGAACAUGUUCUGUGCCGGGUACUGGGACGGUCAGACGGACUCGUGUAAAGGCGACAGCGGCGGCCCAUUGGUGACGAAGUUCAAGAAGACGAACUUCCUGCUAGGGAUCGUCAGCUGGGGGAAGGGCUGCGCCCGACCAGGCAACUACGGCAUCUACACCCGAGUGUCCAACUACCUGGAGUGGAUCCAGAACCGAACAGCAACACCAGCGCAGAGUGGGAACACCACAGAAACUGUCCCUAGUUCUGCCACUGUACCUGUACAGUAACCUGAAUCAUUUAUCCAAACAGAUGGAGAGUAAACUGAAAAAGUGACUUCCUGUCUACAGGUGCCAUAUGCAAACUUAACUUAAAUUAACAGCAAUAAUAAAAUGGAGGUUGAAAUAUAUAUAAGGAAGCAAAAUAUUUAGCUCCUACGUAACCAGCAAGCCAAAUUUAAAAUAUUUAUUUUGUAAACUAAAUGUUUGCAUUUAGUUCUACAGUUAGCUUGCUAACUAUUUAACUAUCACAUUUUUUAGGUUGUAUCCAAAUAUUUAGUUAACAAAAUAUUUGUUUAUUCUAAUGUUCAGCUUGUUGAAAUAUUUAGCAUGCUACUAAAUAUUUAGUUUGCUAAUUGAAUAUUUAAGUUGCUAACUAAAUAUUUAGCUUGGUAAUAGAAGUAUUUAGCUUACUAUUUAAUUAGCAAGCUAGAUAUUUAGCUUGCUUUAUGUCAUUCAUUUGUUUAAAUGAGUUAAUAAAGAAAAUAUUCUAUAA